UUUCUCUCUCCUCCUCUCCCUCCCCCUGCUCCUCUAUGCUCAGUUCGGUGUGUGUCUCCUCUUUCAAAGGGCGCAAGGGUGGGAACAAGUCGUCCAACAAAGCAUGUUACAGCGCAGACAUGACUUGUCCGUCAGACAGCGAGAAAAUAGUGAUAAACUGCGGGGGGAUUCGGCACGAGACAUACCGCAGCACACUGAAGACGCUGCCCGGGACCCGCUUGUCCUGGCUGACGGAGCCAGAUGCGUUCAGUAACUUUGACUAUGACCCCAAAUCCGACGAGUUUUUCUUUGACCGUCACCCCAACACCUUUGCGUUCAUCCUCAACUAUUACCGUACAGGCAAGUUGCAUUGUCCCAGUGAUGUCUGCGGUCCCCUGUUUGAGGAGGAGCUCGCGUUCUGGGGUAUCGACGAGACGGACGUGGAGGCUUGCUGCUGGAUGAACUACCGACAGCAUCGGGACGCCGAGGAAGCGCUGGACAGCUUCGAGACGCCCGAGCCGGACCCACCAGAGGACGACCCGGCGCUAACAGGAGGAGCGGACGGUGACUUGAAGAGGUUGUGUCUACAGGAGGAUGGGCGAAACCCCAGCUGGUGGAGUACCUGGCAACCCUGGGUCUGGGCGCUGUUUGAGGACCCCUACUCCUCGAAAUACGCCAGGUAUGUGGCGUUCGGCUCGCUCCUGUUCAUCCUCAUCUCCAUCUCAACAUUUUGCUUGGAGACACACGAGGCCUUCAACACCAUCUACAAUAAGACUGAGAACGUGACGGUGGGGAACGUCACGCGGGAAGAGGUUGUGUUUGAGGUAGUGACUGACAACUGGCUGACCUACGUGGAGGGCGUAUGCGUGGUCUGGUUCACCAUCGAGGUGUUCACCCGUGUCAUCUUCUGCCCGGACAAGGCUGAGUUCUUCAAGAGCUCGCUGAACAUCAUCGACUUUGUAGCCAUCCUGCCCUUUUACCUGGAGAUGGCGCUGAGCGGCCUCUCCUCUAAAGCAGCCAAAGAUGUGCUGGGCUUUUUGCGUGUGGUGCGAUUUGUCAGAAUUCUGCGAAUCUUCAAGCUCACGCGCCACUUUGUGGGGCUGAGGGUGCUGGGCCACACACUCCGUGCCAGUACCAACGAGUUCUUGCUUCUCAUCAUCUUCCUCGCUCUCGGGGUGCUCAUCUUCGCCACCAUGAUCUACUACGCCGAGCGCAUCGGCGCCGACCCGGACGACCCCACAGCCAGUGCCCACACCGCCUUCAAAAACAUCCCCAUCGGCUUCUGGUGGGCGGUGGUCACCAUGACGACUCUGGGCUAUGGUGACAUGUAUCCCGAGACAUGGUCGGGCAUGUUGGUGGGCGCCCUGUGUGCCCUGGCAGGCGUGCUGACCAUUGCCAUGCCUGUGCCCGUCAUUGUAAACAACUUCGGCAUGUACUACUCUCUGGCCAUGGCCAAGCAGAAGCUGCCCAAGAAGAAGAACAAGCACAUCCCACGGGCGCCGCAGCCUGGAUCGCCCAACUACUGUAAGCCAGAUGCCCUGGCAAUGGCCACUGCCUCGCCGCACAGGAUCAUGGGUAAUGUGCUGGGCAGUAUGGUGGUCUCUGGAAGCAUGGCAGGAGACUGUCCUCUUGCACAGGAGGAAAUCAUAGAGAUUAACAGAGCAGACUCAAAGCAGAACGGGGAUGCUGCAAAUGCAGCUCUGGCUAAUGAGGACUGUCCCACCAUAGAUCAAGUGUUGGGGCCAGAUGAUAGGAGUCCAGCCACCGGUGGGCUGGGCACAGGCACGGGGCGUGAGCGUUACCCCCAUGAUAGGGCCUGCUUCCUCCUCAGUACUGGAGAGUUCCGCACCACAGACAGCAAUGUCAGGAAAGGUUGUGUCGUGUCAUGCGUUUCUGCUGGCUAUGAGAAGUCCCGCAGCCUCAAUAACAUCUCGGGGAUGACAGGAGCCCCCCUCCGCUUGACCCCCAUCACCCCCAUCAACAACCCACCCUACGAACCCUACGAGUCCCCCGGGCCCCUGCGCCGCUGCCGAUCCCCUAUACCCUCCAUUCUGUAGCACAUCUUAGGAAUCGCCAACAAAAUAAUCAUCACGCACAUUAUACCGCAAUAGUAUUAAUAAUCACAAGAACGCCGCUAAAUACUCCUCCAUUGACUGGACAGGAUGGGGGCACACAGCACUCUUUUUAAUAUAUCAUGCCUCAAAGGGAAUGGGAUGAAUUUGUUUAGGGAUUUAGAGCUUUAAGUACUAAAAUCACCACAUAUACUUCAGGCAAUAUUUCAGACAGGCAACUAAAACAAUUAUAUGCUGUCACGUCAGCAAAUUAUGCCUUAUUAUCGAAGAUAAAAAAAAAGAAGCACUGAAUUCUAUUAGGAUAAAACCCCUCACUGUUUCAUAGGCGGCAGCGGCGAGCACCCUGUAGGAAAUCUACCCCUGUAGUUAAAUGAUAGUAGUUGGCUUCCCCAUAUGUUCCUGCCUGAUUGCUGGUUGUGUAUAAAAAAAAAAUGUAAAAAAAAACACGUGACUGUGAUCCAGCAGGUACUAGUCGCUGAGGUCAGCUUUGAUACACCAUUAUAGGCCUUGAAAAAUCCACUUCAUAUCACAGCUUGGAAUGAUAAAGGUCACAGACAACAUGCAAGUAGCUCAAGUGCAUGCAAGAAAAGACAUCAGUUAGGCAAGUAGACUAUAUCUAAACUCCCAACCCCCUUUAACUUCAGCGAGGAAGUGAAAAUAAACGCUGGACUGACUUUAGAGAAUUAAUUCGAUGAUUUGAUUGUGAUGAAGGAGGUUUUGGUGAUCCAGGCCAUUAUAUGAAGUAUUAUGAAUAAGACCAACACUUAGCCAUUACUUAAUCACACACAGAGUAUUUCCUACAGCAACUUUCGUUGUCACUUUAAGAUAUAACUCACACCGUUAUGCUCUUUAUUUAGGACAAAGAGAAACGCUUAAACCAUUCUUGUGCAAUAUCCACUAUUACGAUGACCUCUGACCCGGAGGAGCUGGAGAUGAACCCUUCAAACUAAUAACUAACACUAACAGAGAGACCGAGAACUGAUCAUUACAAGAACAACAACAAAAAAGAGAAGCUAUUUUUGUACUUAGCAUUUGGACUUCGCGAUUCGGAUCGGGGAUUGGAGUUGCGUGGGCGGCUUUGAGUUGACAUUUUGGGAGGACAGGAUAUCGUGCUUUUGCAUGGAGAUCUGCAAUUAACGUUUUGGUUUUUGUAUUUUGACUCUGCAUAUUCAACACCAAGUACGACGAAAUGAAAGAGUAGUGAUUUGGAUGUAUGGCGAAAAAAAAAUUAAGAAAGAAGAAGGAGCCAUCUUAUUAAGGGCCUAUAACCUUCUGCACUUCUUCGGGACCCUUUACAAAUUUGUAUACUAGUGCAUGAAGGAACUGUCGUUAAAAUAUAUCCUUACUAUGGUACUUCCUCAUAAAUAUGAAGACAUAUCAAGCUGAACUGCACUCCUCACUGCAUAUCCGCUUAUCCUGGGGCUGUGGUGAAUAGACAGUGGCCUCAAAGUUUCCCUAUUAGGGGAAAAAUUCGCUGGACCUUUUCAUCCUCAUCAUCAUCGUCAUCACCUUUCUCAAUCAUAACCAUUUUCUGAUUACUGUUAUUCCUCUCAUUUGAAUGCAGUAGAAAAUCAGUUCAGUUUGUUUUCUCUUUGGUCCCUUUCUUUUUUCUUCCUCUGUUCUUUUUCUUUUAUUAUUUAUUUAUUUAUUCUUUUGUUUAAUCUGCUCUGUCUCUCGGAUGCUGACCUUCGUUCCAAUAUAAAGGAGGGAACAUUGAAUGGAUGCUGGAUUGACAGCGAGAACUAUUCUGAAAGCCCAGUGCUUAUCAGAUAUAUGCAAAAAGAAGCAGUAACUGUGAACUAAGACUAGAACAGAAAAUCCACUUCUUCCUUCACAAACACAUUCCCGAAUGAACACCCGAGCCCCCGAACCGGUAUCAGCUCCUCUACAAGUCCAUUUUAGUUUGUGUUCCCAUCUCAUGUCAUCAUCAGUCUUGUUUAAUCACAUAGUUUUGCGUUAUUAAUGAGGAAAUUAUUAGUUCUGUUCCCCCUCGCUGUUGCGUUAUCCUCACUUUUAGCACCCUCUGCUGGUAUAUGAGGGGGGUGGCAGACGUAGCAUUCAGUGCUGUAGAUCAUUAGCACUCUUUGGUCCCUUUAGAGGCUAAGAAUUAGCCCUUAACGCGUACCUGUUAUAUAUAAAACAUUACUUUAGGUAUUUGUUUAAACAGACCUGAAGGAUUUCCUGUUCUCUCCUGUGCGGUCGGAGCAGAGAGAAAGACGCUAAUGCUAAUACAUCAAUGCACGUUUCCACACAUUCAAGAUAGCUAGCACUUAGCAUCCUAGUGCAUUUUGUGGUUUUGCAGUGUGUAGUCUAUCUGUAAAGGUGUAGUCAGGGUGGAUGGAACGGCACUACUUGUAUCCCUUUAUCUCAAUCCUGAAACUAGGAUGUGGAAGAGACAGGCCUGCCGCUAGUUAGCUUAGUUAGCAAAUGCCCUGGUAAGCAGAGGCUGCAUGCGACCUUGAAGGGAAAUGUAAAUAAAUCUCCUGUACACAGACUGCAUGUGGAGUUCACAGCACAGAAAUUAUAGUUUGAUUCCAAUGUGGCAUUUGAAACGGGGAGAGCAGGUCCAGUGUAAAUGACUUAGCGCCAUUACCCGCAAUCCUCUCUGUCAGACGUACGCUUCCCUGUCACAACUCAGGUAAAUCUCUUUUUGUUCGUCUCUACCAGUGCUUCCAAAAUGAUGUCAUUCGAAACAAAGAGAGCGACAUUUGAGUUAUUAAUGACCCCAUGUAUGCAUGCAUCUGUGUAAAUAUGAAACAAUCAUCCCAAUGUUCAUCGCAAGUCUUCCUUUUCCACAGCGCAUCCUUUAUUUCACCAUUUCAUCCGUCACUUUCAUUCAUUCCCCAAGUACAAACUCUUACUGCUUCCAAAUAACCAAAAAAAAAAAGGCCGGAUGACAGUAUGAGAAACCGAGGAAAAAAAUAUCCGUGAUUUGUUAAGAACCAAGUGAACUUUUCGAACACGGUCUGCUGUAAGUGGAUUACGAAACAAAAAGCUGUGUAUGGAAAUCGGGACGCAACCAAAAAUCAGGAAAUGAAAGCAUGAGGGUCAGAUGGACAGAUUGUGUGUUUGGGGAACAGAGUAUUGGGAGGAUGGUCAACAAAUGAAGAAAGGCGUCGUGAAAUGGAGGACAGUUUGGGGAAGAAAGAAAAAAGGCAAAGAGAGGAGGAAGGGAGCUGAACGCUUCUCAGUGUAAGAAUUGCUGAGCUUCUGAACUGCCCCUUUUUUCAAGCUCCCCAACCCCAAAACCUGUCCAGAGGCAAACCCUGGGGUCACCGCAGGAUUUGAGACGACGAAAGAGAGAAAACGAGAGAUGAACAGAUCGCUGCGCUGAACUGACUUGAAGAAAAUAUUGUAUCACUCAUCUCUACAUUACUUAUUUUAACCCCCAACGUAGGUGCAAUAAACUGAAGAUACACAAUGUCCUGGGAGGAAUUAAAACACACAUUCUUCUUAAAGAGAUCACCGGGCUUGGAAAAAAAGGGUGGGAUUUAGCAUACAAACUGUAGUAUGUCCCGGCACGACCCUUUUCCUGGUGGAAAUGGAUGCAAUUUUAAAACGACAAGACUUUUUUCGUGGGGCAUUCCACCUAGAUAAAUGCACCUCAAAGUGGACAAAGAAAAAAAACCUUUCUCAGAUGAAAGUCUCAGAUGAAAAAAAAAAUGUGUGGAAAAACACUCAUCAUGCCCUUCAACGCUAUGCAAUUCAACCACACAUUCACAGAAGAGUUCAUCAAGCGCUUCGAUCGAACAGUUUAUCAGCCAAACUUUUUCCACUCCUUUAACUUUUGGAGAUCUUGCACGUGCUUUAAAUGAAAAUAGACAGUGGCGUCAUCGGCCUGCCAUAUUGCUGUAUCGUAAGAACCGUUUCCCCAUCCAUCCAAUCAGAAAUCUUGUUCAGAGUGUCCUUCUCAGGGCUCACGGAAAGGUGACUAUGAAGAAAAGAGCGUCAGCCUCUCUCUUUUCUCUCUCUCUUAGUUCAGCUCUCUGCAUCUCAGCAUUUCUGUUCCACUGUAGAUGAACUGCAUGGCAUGAAUGAAAAAAUAAAAUAAAAAACAGAGAAAAAUGGUAGAGAUCAUGCUGAGAGGAACAAGAGGAAACUAGACAGGACCGCUGCACAGUGCAAUAUGGGUGACUCUGGAUCAGUGGAUGGGGUCACGGAUGAAAAACGCAGAUCUUUAACCUUGAUGUGGGGAAUAGAAAACAAGUGCAUGACACCAGUUGAAGGACAAAGGGGUUUUUAAGAGGACUGGAUGAACUUUGAACAAAAGCCGACAAAAAAAAAAGAAAAGAGAAAACUAAAAAUGCAUUUUUCUCACUUUGUUUACCAGCAUGACUAAACUGCAUGACUUCUGCAAGCCCUGAUCCCCAAAUUAGAGGGCUUGAAUCACUAAACUCCAAAAUCAAAAGGAAACAAUAAAAGUUUAUGCUAAAUGCUACAAAAUUUAGAAGAAAAAAGAAUAUAUUUAAAAAAGAGAGGCUCUAUAUUUUGUUUUUGAAUAAAAAAAGAAUAAUGUAAAAAUAUAUAGGAUUGCAAGAUUCACAGUUUUGUUGGAUAAAAGAUAAACAAACCCCACUGAGUCUAGCUGAAUGAUGAGAUGAACUCCUUCACUCCCUCCAUGGCUUCAAGUGACAUAUCUUCCCUCCUUUUUCUUCACCCUUUACUUGGACUCUCCUGGCUCUCUGAUCUGCCCUUCACGAUUACCCUCAGUCAUAUCAGCCUCCGGCAGCAGCACGACAGCUCCUCGGGAGACCUCCAACACCUACAGGGAUCUUUUCUUUUGAAGGUUAUGGGUCUGAAGAGCAAGGUGGAAGGGCAUUUUAAGGCCUUGGGUGAAGUUUUCUUUUUAAGUUCAGCUUUGGUGGAAAGUUACUUUAAUUUGCAGCAUUUGCUCUUUUUAAUUUCAUCCACAUUCUGUGGGUUAAUCAAAGCUUUAUCCAUCAAAAGUGAGUCCAAUCUGAUGAAUAUCAGCGUGGUGUGAACUGCUGCGUCUUGGGAACCUGAGCACUUACAUCACAAAGCACUAUUGUCCAAUCAGGAAGCCAUAAUCUCCGAAAGUAGCGACAGCGUCUGAGCUCAAAGGUGCUCAUGGGAACAUGCUGGUUCAAAAACCUGCACACGGUUUUUGUAGUUCUUAAGUUGUGUUGAUUUAAAGAUAUUAGCAUUUACGUCCUAUAAUUUAUUUUUGGAUACUUUAAUGGGUGUCAGAUUUUCGUUUUCAGCCAUCUAAGAUUUAUAUUUCUAGAAAACUAGAUUUUAUUAUAAACGAUUGCAUAUGCUGAGCACCCAUGCCAUACAAGAAAAACCAGCCAUGCCAUACCAAAAUGGACUUCCCUAUUAACUAGCAGCAGAUUUCUGGUAUUAGCAUUAGCAUUAUCCUGUGUGAGAGGAGGCCAUAAUUCCACCUUUAACUCAUAGAUUACACACGUGACGAUUAGCUCUUUUACAGUUUGUCUUCACCAAGAUAAGUUUUGUUUAAAGAGUCUGGUUAAGUUUUAGACUGUGUUUCCAUUUAUUUAUGUCACUUGAUGUUGUUUGUUCUAUCAGCGCUCAUCGUUCUAACGUAAGCUUAGUUUAGUAACUACCUAUGCAACACCUAAGCAAGACCUUAGCAGCUCUCACACACACUCAUACACACAAACACACACACACGUCAUGUGCUCAGGCCAGCUGGCUGGUGUCUGUUUACCGGUGCUGUGUGUCCGGGGAGGGAAAAAACAACACAGAUGCAGCUCCAUCACCACAAGAGCCAGCGUUUUCUAGUGUCAUUUCAAACGUUAGCAAGUAGCUUGACGGUGCGGCAGACGUGUGCAGCUGCAGUAGCCAUUUUGCUUUUUUCCCCCCAGUGAAUUCCCUUCUCUUUCUGAGUUACUAGCGUCCGGCCUGUUUUACGUCUUUCCUGCUCGCUGCUUCCCGGGUGCAGGAAGACACUCAUGCACUUUUUCGAGUCAUAGGCAUAUAUUCAUGUACUGUAGGACUUAUGUGUUUAUUUUAGGUUUCAGAUUUCAUCUCAUAAGCGUUUGUUGACUGGUUAUGUACCUCUCUGGUCGUUCGAACGGAGCAAUAAUGAUGGAGGGCCACCUUUUGUCUCAUUUCUCAUACGAAAUCCAGUGUGCCUGAAACUGUUCCCUGAAUGUGUAUGUAUGUAAACGGCCACAUCCAUCGAAGAAGCUCUCUCUUGCGAAUGCUUUCCAGGAGGGUUCGUCUUAGCGUGAAUGAGACCGCCUCCCCCUUCAGAUGACUGACAGCUCAACAUACCUUUACUUGAAACCCAAAUACAAAACAUAUCAGAGAGGAGCAGAACAAAGCCAGAAUCAGUCUUCACGCUUUCUCCACUUCCUGUUUGCACCCCCCUCCCCGCCCGCCUUCAUCUGUCCCCCCUCUCCUUCUGGAAUUUUGGAGGAAGAAGCUUUUUUGCAUCCCUUGUUCUUGUGUUUUCUAUCAUAUUGUUUGAAGUUGAAUUAUAAUGCAUGCAUGGAAAACAAUGAGGACAUAACUUGUGAAUAAUUUGUGAAUGGCCAGAAUGAGGGAACCAUCUCUUUCAGCUGGGCUCUCUACUCUGCGACUUCUCUCUCGGAGAAACUUUUACACCAUAAAGCUGGCACAGAGGUGCUUCUGAGGAGGCGUUAGAGUGUCUUUGCACAGUAUUUAAUGCAGCUCAUGAAUGCAGUAAUGCUACUGUAUACUUUGAGCAGGCUUUCAUGCAGCAUCGCUGUUUAUAUUUUUAAUUUUGUAAGAUGGCAGCCUUUGUAAAGACGCCCUCAUAAAGGAAAGUUUCUGGUUUCCCUCACCUAUUUCUUCGAAAUGUAGCCAUUUCAAAUGAUAGCUAUGGCUAUAUGGUAGCCAUUUUGAAUAAUGUACAUGUUUAUACAUUGUUUUUGUCUGUAUGAUAUCCGUAGUGAACAUUCAUCAGAGCUUCCACAGACUCAGAGCUGAACAGAUGCAGCAGAUGUCAACAGAAAAAACCCUGCAGGAAUUCAGUUUCCCCUGCAUGUGCAUUUACUUUUAUUCUAGGAUGAUUUGGCCCAAUAUGCACUACAUGUUUUUUUGUAUUUCGUCCUUUUAUACUUAUCGUAGCUUGUUUAAAAGGGGGAUUCAUUGCACUAUUACAGCUAAUAGAGCUGCUGUGUCGACUGCUAAGCGAAAGCCUGACCAUACUCUAUAUUCACCCCAAAGAUACGAAUCAUUGAUGGAGAGAGAGAGAGGCCAGUGAGAAAGAGAAGGUUCCAAAAAGAAAUGGAUGAGUUCUAUGCUACUAAGAUUGAUGCUGGAUACAAUUUUAUUGUCAUACAAAAAAAGGGAAAAAAAUAUCAAGAACUGUAUAAAAUAUAUUUCAAUGGAAUGUUUAUUAUUUACCUUUUAUAUUUUUGAAAUGUAUAAAGAAAAGAUUAAUAAACUGUAUUAAUUUAACAGAGUUUGUGAAAACGGAGACUUAAAAAUCGUUAUAUUACUAAAAGUAUGAAAGUUUGAACGUGAAUGCUAACCUACCUGAUCAAAUCUCCAUUACAGAUAGGGGAAAAAAGAACAAUUAGAAAAAUGAAAUCCAAUUUAAAAAGAAAAAGUUAUCAAAAAGUCAAUAAAAAUGUUAAAAGCUCAUGCCAAAAUUUUCAA
Molecule: messenger RNA, 9662 nt
Organism: Danio aesculapii
Lineage: Eukaryota; Metazoa; Chordata; Actinopteri; Cypriniformes; Danionidae
Gene: kcnc3a
Product: potassium voltage-gated channel, Shaw-related subfamily, member 3a
Exons: 7
Coding region: 36-2036 (666 amino acids)
Biological process (GO): potassium ion transmembrane transport; protein homooligomerization
Cellular component (GO): voltage-gated potassium channel complex; neuronal cell body membrane; dendrite membrane
Molecular function (GO): delayed rectifier potassium channel activity; protein binding
Source: RefSeq, a predicted model, not a curated record